Anopheles coustani is the source of this 747-nucleotide messenger RNA. RefSeq lists its product as uncharacterized. Bases 1 to 747 code for a protein of 248 amino acids. The record is from RefSeq and is a predicted model, not a curated record. Lineage: Eukaryota; Metazoa; Arthropoda; Insecta; Diptera; Culicidae. The transcript is spliced from 3 exons.
AUGUCGGGAAAUCGAAGUUCCCGCGGUCGACAGAAGUUUCCCACAACGGCGAGGAAAUGCUUGAUUUCACCGAAUCAACGUUCAGCAGCCAGGGGCGUAGCUCCAGCAGCGCCGGCAGCAAACCCGGUUGAUUUCCGAGCACCGGUCACAGCUUGUACCAGCAAACCUAAAGAUGACUUAAGUACGAAACUGUUGGAGCUAGAUAACACGUUGCUGAACGCGGUCGAUUUGGCCAGCAUCGAGAAAAAAGUCAAACGUUCGAAGCCGCGUACCUCAUGGGGCGGAAAUAUGACACGCGCCGCAGCCGAUCAACCGAUCACACCGUUUCGAAAACGUUCCAAAUCAGUUGGAGCCAUUGAAAGAAGGCUUAUGGCAAGUCCUCCGAAACUGCAAAAAUCAGCUGUAAGUAGUCGCAAGAUUUAUGUGCUUAAAAUGAACAUGGACGGUGGCGAGGUGAGCGACGGAGGGAGGGACAGUGGCUGUAAUGAAAAUCUAACAUCAAAUCGGUCAAACGUUGCAAACGAGGAAACUCCUCCGGUUCGUCCUCUGUCCUGGGUGGAAAAUGACGAUGCUGAAAUGCUACCAUGUGGGCAGGUACCGAUCGCCAGCCAUGAUCAACUUGACACGAACGAAAUAAUCAAGGCUAAACUGAAACGGAUCGGGUCCACCAAACCAGUAACGCACGUCGGUGAUAUGCUGCGAGAGGGUAACGGGUUCGAGGUGUACACAAACCAGGACAUCUGGUAG